Molecule: messenger RNA, 270 nt
Organism: Linum trigynum
Lineage: Eukaryota; Viridiplantae; Streptophyta; Magnoliopsida; Malpighiales; Linaceae
Source: the annotation of a GenBank genome assembly
AUGGCGGCGGCCCCUGUUCCCGGAGUGAUUAUUCUGGGGAGGGUUUUGGUCGGCUUGCGCGUCGGUAUGGCUUCCAUGACGGCGCCGCUUUAUAUAUCGGAAGCUUCUCCGGCGAGGAUCAGAGGGGCAAUGGUUAGAACUAAUGGGCUGCUGAUCACCGGCGGCCAGUUUGUUUCUUACCUCAUCAAUCUCGCCUUCACUCAGGCUCCAGGAACUUGGCGAUGGAUGCUUGGAAUCGCCGGAGUUCCUCUCUGGUUCAGUUUGUGCUAA